AUGGACCUCUCCAUUCUUCGUGAGCUCUCGAAGCUCGACCCUGCGGUACCGUUCCGCGCCUCAACUGAUCAUUUGCAUCACACCUGGGCCAAGACCUUCUUUUCGCGCCCGGAGUUGUACAUCCGCCCAGAGACUAUCCCAGAGAUUCAACAACUCGUCACUCUCGCCCGUCGUUGUCGUCGCCGAAUCGUGACCGUUGGCAGCGGCCAUUCCCCCUCCGAUCUGACCUGCACCUCGUCCUGGCUCGUCAACCUCGAUAACUUCAAUCGCGUUCUACAUGUCGACCCCACCACCGGCUCCGUUACCGUCGAAGCGGGCAUAAGAUUGAGGGACCUAGGCAUUGAGCUGGAGAAACAUGGUCUAACACUCGACAACCUGGGCAGCAUCGACAGCCAGUCUCUCGCCGGCGUCAUCGCCACAGGCACUCACGGCAGCUCUUUGCGCCACGGCCUACUAUCAGAAUGCAUCGACUCGCUGGGCUUGGUUCUCGCCAAUGGUCAGCUCGUUCGCUGCAGCGCGACAAAUAAUCCAGAUUUGUUCCGCGCCGCGCUGGUGUCGCUCGGAGCGCUGGGAAUCGUCGUCGAAAUUACCUUCAAGGCGACACCUUCGUUUAAGAUUGCCUGGCGCCAGGAACGGUAUUCGCUGGAUCGUGUACUGGAUGAAUGGUCGACGGGAUUGUGGACUACACACGAGUUCGUGCGCGUCUGGUGGCUGCCUUAUGCGAAGGGUGCUGUGGUCUGGCGUGCGAAUAAAACCGACCUCCCGCUGCGCCCUCCCCCACAGAACUUCUACGGCGACUCGCUCGGCUACCACAUCUAUCAUAACCUCCUCGCGCUCUCCACGUAUGUCCCGCGCAUCCUGCCCUGGGUCGAAUGGUUCGUCUUUGGUAUGCAGUACGGCUUCCGGGCCGGGUCAACCGUCACCGAGGCCGUGGAGCCCGGGCGCACAGGAUUAUUGAUGAACUGCCUGUAUUCGCAGUUCGUUAAUGAAUGGGCGCUUCCGUUGGAGAAAGGCCCUGAGGCGAUCGGUCGGCUUUCGGCAUGGCUGCACGGCGACAUGGAGACCGCGCAAAUCCCGUUCUCGUCCAAGGGCCUGUACGUGCACUGUCCGGUCGAAGUGCGAGUUUCCGACACCUCGCUGAACACCAAGCCCCGCCCGUUCCUGGACCCGACUUGCUCUGAUGGCCCGACACUCUACCUAAACGCAACGCUCUACCGACCGUACCUUCGCGACCCGCCCUGCAAAGACCGCUACUACGAAGCCUUCGAAUGGCUAAUGCGCCAGAUGGGCGCAAAACCACACUGGGCAAAGAACUUCCGCACACUGGGCUCUUCAGAGCUGGGCAGGGUAUACGGCGAGGACAUGGACUCGUGGAUGAAAGUGCGAGGCGAAGUCGACGCAGACGGCAUGUUUGCGGGCGAAUGGCAUUUGCGCAACCUGCCCCUGGAAAUCGGACAGGCCAGCGACGCACCUGGCGGCGAGGGGCUGCCGCUCCUGGAGCGCGAGCACGAACGUCGCAGGGUCGACAUGAGUGGCGUCGGCGAUGGCGUCGAAUGGGUAGGAGAUCGCCGGUGGCAGGGUCAGUCUCCUGCUGCGCUGGAGAAGACCAUGAUCCCAUUACCAGAGGAGCCGGUGCCUAGUGAACCCGACACGCCGACCAGCGAGGAGAGCUUUGAUUUGCUUGCGCGGGGUGAAGCGAGCAUCAUGCUCCCCAAUAAGGCAUGA
This is a messenger RNA of Penicillium bovifimosum, 1725 nucleotides long. RefSeq names its product D-arabinono-1,4-lactone oxidase. Gene Ontology annotation, cellular component: membrane; mitochondrion. The record is from RefSeq and is a predicted model, not a curated record. Bases 1 to 1725 code for a protein of 574 amino acids. The transcript has a single exon. Lineage: Eukaryota; Fungi; Ascomycota; Eurotiomycetes; Eurotiales; Aspergillaceae. Gene Ontology annotation, molecular function: D-arabinono-1,4-lactone oxidase activity; FAD binding.